This is a messenger RNA of Suillus paluster, 570 nucleotides long. RefSeq lists its product as uncharacterized. NCBI's taxonomy places the organism in Eukaryota, Fungi, Basidiomycota, Agaricomycetes, Boletales, Suillaceae. The annotation marks the transcript as partial. The transcript is spliced from 5 exons. The record is from RefSeq and is a predicted model, not a curated record.
UGGACGCGACGUCAACUGUUCCUUGGGGGUCAGACAGUUUGCCAUCGUCGGCGUCCAAAUGCAUGGAACGUGUUCGUUCGUCAACGACUCAAUGAUAUAAAUGAAGGUACGUGCCUAUCGAAGGGUGACCGUUGGAAACUUACGGAGUUCAUCGACUCUCACAAUGAAACUCUGUGCGUCGACUAUGCAAGACUCUCCCGCGCUCAAAAGAAUGCUCUUGAGGUUGAGAUCAUGAAGAUGCGUGCCUCCAAGCAAUGCAUGGUCCGUGAUAACCCGAAGGCAGUCCAGCGUGACAUGCAGGCCACUUUUGCUGCUAUGGACCAAGAGACAAGGCCAAGAAGUUUGUGCGAGCCGUUCUGGAUCUUGAGCCUCGGCGCCUGGCCUGAGGAUGUAUCUGCUAUGUCAACCCAGAAAAAAUCCCUCAACAAGCUAAUUAGCGAGUGUCAGACGCACAUCCAAGAUGAGCUUGACUUUAUCAUGCGUGAAAACAAACUCGCUGACCACAUGAAAAUGAACUAUAACAACUAUGAGCAUGCUAUUGUUGAACAUCACAGUGUGGUGCUUGAUGGU